Lobosporangium transversale is the source of this 717-nucleotide messenger RNA. RefSeq lists its product as hypothetical. Lineage: Eukaryota; Fungi; Mortierellomycota; Mortierellomycetes; Mortierellales; Mortierellaceae. The coding region runs from base 69 to 440 and encodes 123 amino acids. The record is from RefSeq and is a predicted model, not a curated record. The transcript has a single exon.
AGAAGCGCGGUUCAUCUCUGCAUGCACUAUCAUGCCUCUCGCUCUUAGCUCUUAGAUGCCCUCGUCGUAUGCUCAUGCACAGCGACAGGUUUUAUUUGUGUGUGUGCGUUUUGUUGUCGAAAAAACCUUGUUGCCCUGCCCACCACUCUCUUUCUAGUAAGUUGCAGUUAGCGACUCCUGCGGAGCACGCGUCAGAAAAGGACAUUCUGCACCACCAACAAAACAACAAACAAACAACCCUCUACCUAUUCAUUCUCGACCUUGGACUUGUCAGGUCGUCUCUCAAUUCAUAUUCAUGCUAUUAUGCUACUGAACCUCGAUCAUAUAGAUCACGCAUUCCUCUUUCCUGUCGCACAUAUUACUGUUCCAUCACACUCUAUUACCUCACUCGGCAACGCGUCUCAUCCAUACUUUAUUUUUACUUCAUUUCACUUUCAUAACGGCUUUAAGAUUUCUGUUACAGAGCUUUCUUAAAUCUUUUCGAAUGCAUCAAUGAGAGAUAGUGAUAAGGAUGAUGAGCAGGGGAGAGGAAAGAAAAAGAAGAAAGAGAAGAAGGAAAAAAAAAGAAAGAGAAAGAAAAAGAAAAAGAUGUAAGGUUGAUUUGCACUUUUGAGUGAAGGUUGAAUAUGGAGCACAGAUGUUUGCGUUGUCUUCAUAGUGUGAGCCAGAACUUGGUGUAGCAUUCCUGUUCCUGUGCAACAUCCUAAACCAAAAAGC